Porites evermanni is the source of this 669-nucleotide messenger RNA. The record is from the annotation of a GenBank genome assembly. Lineage: Eukaryota; Metazoa; Cnidaria; Anthozoa; Scleractinia; Poritidae.
CUAGGAAGAAUAAGAAGUCGUUUUCAAGCUAUUUCAAGACACUUGUGCUUAGGUGGUCAGAACCUCUACGAGACUUGUCUUCUUGAAGUUCUUCUUGUCAACAGAACUUUACGGAGCAGAAGGUAAAGUACGCUAAAUUUUAGAAUGGCCGGCGUCUUAUUCACAAUCACUUAUUACUUUAUUUCCAAUUUUGGGAGAUGUAUCUGAAUAACAAGGUGUGUACGCAUUAUAGACCUUGUCACGGUUUUCGACGCCAUCUCUGUAUGAGUAUCUAAUGUCGAAUGACUUCCGUAAGACGGCUGUUCUGAAAAAAAAAAAAAAAUUGAAUUGUAAACUAAAGCUACAAAUUUUCAGACGUACUGGUGCUUAAAUUUCUCCAGAGGCUUGCAUUAGAUUUUCUAUAUAUUUGUUGGUAAUUUUUCCCGGGACUUCCUUACAGACAAAUGUAUAGAAAUUUUAUUAAGUGGUUUGAGGUCUUCUAACGCAUGUAACGCCCUAAAAUUUUUUUUCAGGAGAAUCCUUAGGAGUGAAGCUGUAGUUUAUAAUUCAUAUUUUUUCAGAACAGCCGUUCUAUGGAAAUUAUUUGACAUAAGAUUCUCAUACAACGUUGUAAUUUCUCACGCAUUGCCUACUCAAGAUGGCGUGGAAAACCUUGACAAGGUCUAUUAA